Messenger RNA from Cercocebus atys (sooty mangabey), 2750 nucleotides. RefSeq names its product component of oligomeric golgi complex 4 (gene COG4). NCBI's taxonomy places the organism in Eukaryota, Metazoa, Chordata, Mammalia, Primates, Cercopithecidae. The record is from RefSeq and is a predicted model, not a curated record.
AGGGACCGGAAGUGCUUAAUGCGGACCAAGAUGGCGGACCUUGAUUCGCCGCCGAAGUUAUCAGGGGUGCAGCCGUCGUCUGAGGGGGUGGGAGGUGGCCGCUGCUCCGAAAUCUCCGCUGAGCUCAUUCGCUCCUUGACAGAGCUGCAGGAGCUGGAGGCUGUAUACGAACGGCUCUGCGGCGAGGAGAAAGUGGUGGAGAGAGAGCUGGAUGCUCUUUUGGAACAGCAAAACAGCAUUGAAAGUAAGAUGGUCACUCUCCACCGAAUGGGUCCUAACCUGCAGCUGAUUGAGGGAGACGCAAAGCAGCUGGCUGGAAUGAUCACCUUUACCUGCAACCUGGCUGAGAAUGUGUCCAGCAAAGUUCGUCAGCUUGACCUGGCAAAGAACCGCCUCUAUCAGGCCAUUCAGAGAGCUGAUGACAUCUUGGACCUGAAGUUCUGCAUGGAUGGAGUUCAGACUGCUUUGAGGAAUGAAGAUUAUGAGCAGGCUGCAGCCCACAUUCAUCGCUACUUGUGCCUGGACAAGUCAGUCAUUGAGCUCAGCCGACAGGGCAAAGAGGGGAGCAUGAUUGAUGCCAACCUGAAAUUGCUGCAGGAAGCUGAGCAACGUCUCAAAGCCAUUGUGGCAGAGAAGUUUGCCAUUGCCACCAAGGAAGGUGAUCUGCCCCAGGUGGAGCGCUUCUUCAAGAUCUUCCCACUGCUGGGUCUGCAUGAGGAGGGAUUAAGAAAGUUCUCAGAAUACCUUUGCAAGCAGGUGGCCAGUAAAGCUGAGGAGAAUCUGCUCAUGGUGCUGGGGACAGACAUGAGUGAUCGGAGAGCUGCAGUCAUCUUUGCAGAUACACUUACUCUUCUGUUUGAAGGGAUUGCCCGCAUUGUGGAGACACACCAACCAAUAGUGGAGACCUAUUAUGGGCCAGGGAGACUGUAUACGCUGAUCAAAUAUCUGCAGGUGGAAUGUGACAGACAGGUGGAGAAGGUGGUAGACAAGUUCAUCAAGCAAAGGGACUACCACCAGCAGUUCCGGCAUGUUCAGAACAACUUGAUGAGAAAUUCUACAACAGAAAAAAUCGAACCAAGAGAACUGGACCCCAUCCUGACUGAGGUCACCCUGAUGAAUGCCCGCAGCGAGCUCUACUUACGCUUCCUCAGGAAGAGGAUUAGCUCUGAUUUUGAGGUGGGGGACUCCAUGGCCUCGGAAGAAGUGAAGCAAGAGCACCAGAAGUGUCUGGACAAACUCCUCAAUAACUGCCUUUUGAGCUGUACCAUGCAGGAGCUAAUUGGCUUAUAUGUUACCAUGGAGGAGUACUUCAUGAGGGAGACUGUCAAUAAGGCUGUGGCUCUGGACACCUAUGAGAAGGGCCAGUUGACAUCCAGCAUGGUGGAUGAUGUCUUCUACAUUGUUAAGAAGUGCAUUGGACGGGCUCUGUCCAGCUCCAGCAUUGACUGUCUCUGUGCCAUGAUCAACCUCGCCACCACAGAGCUGGAGUCUGACUUCAGGUGGAACUCAUGCACAGCAGCCCCAGCAAGGGCAAAAUUUGACACAAAAGGCAUCGAGGGUACUGACGAGGCGAAGCUGUCCUUCCUGGUGACUCUGAACAACGUGGAAGUCUGCAGUGAAAACAUCUCCACUCUGAAGAAGACACUGGAGAGUGACUGCACCAAGCUCUUCAGCCAGGGCAUUGGAGGGGAGCAGGCCCAGGCCAAGUUUGACAGCUGCCUUUCUGACUUGGCCGCCGUGUCCAACAAAUUCCGAGACCUCUUGCAGGAAGGGCUGACGGAGCUCAACAGCACAGCCAUCAAGCCACAGGUGCAGCCUUGGAUCAACAGCUUUUUCUCCGUCUCCCACAACAUCGAGGAGGAAGAAUUCAAUGACUAUGAAGCCAAUGACCCUUGGGUACAACAGUUCAUCCUUAACCUGGAGCAGCAAAUGGCGGAGUUCAAGGCCAGCCUGUCCCCGGUCAUCUACGACAGCCUAACCGGCCUCAUGACCAGCCUUGUUGCCGUCGAGUUGGAGAAAGUGGUGCUGAAAUCCACCUUUAACCGGCUGGGCGGUCUGCAGUUUGACAAAGAGCUGAGGUCACUCAUUGCCUACCUUACCACGGUGACCACGUGGACCAUCCGAGACAAGUUUGCCCGGCUCUCCCAGAUGGCCACCAUCCUCAAUCUGGAGCGGGUGACCGAGAUCCUCGAUUACUGGGGACCCAACUCCGGCCCAUUGACGUGGCGCCUCACCCCUGCUGAAGUGCGCCAGGUGCUGGCCCUGCGCAUAGACUUCCGCAGUGAAGAUAUCAAGAGGCUGCGCCUGUAGCUGCCUGGGUGAACACACCUGGCUCAUCACACUUCCGGGCCUGUUCCCGAAGGGGCCCCAGCCAAGGAGCUGAGCGAGACUGUCUGACUUGGGGGAGAUCUGACAGCCCAGACCUUUCUACAGCUGGCAGCAGAGAAACAAGGUCUGGACCCCCUCCAUGCUCUGCCCUCAGGCCUGGCCAGGUGAUGCUCUGGGGGCAGCGUCUCCCCACCAAGAGAAGCGGGCUCCUAAUGAGGUAGGAAAGCCACGGCAGGCAGCGGGCAGCCCAGGCCAGCUUUCUGCGUGGAUGGUCAGUCUCUUGCCCUCAAACACUACAGCAAACAAGCUACCCUGCCAGCCCUAGACAACUUGGGUACAUCUGGGGACCUAGCAGUUAGGCUUGACUUCGAGGAAAGGCUGUGAAGUUUAUGAUCCCUGAAUAAAGCUACCCCUUGGAGAGA